Molecule: messenger RNA, 807 nt
Organism: Drosophila obscura
Lineage: Eukaryota; Metazoa; Arthropoda; Insecta; Diptera; Drosophilidae
Product: ficolin-2-like
Exons: 3
Coding region: 16-807 (263 amino acids)
Source: RefSeq, a predicted model, not a curated record
UUUCAGCUGGUUAUAAUGCAGUCAAAGUGGAUCUACGGAUUGCUGGUGUUUUUCCUCUGCAAAAGCAUCACAGGAUGGGCGGAUGUUGAAGGGCGUGUCAUAAUCGAAACGGACAGAACUGAUAUUCAAGAAUUGUAUUUGGAUGGUCCGUAUAGCCACUGUCCUAUUGAUUCCAGUGCCCAUGGUAUAUAUACAAUACAGGUAGGGGAACUAGAUCCCUUCCCAGUGUUCUGCAAUGCAAAGAUGGCGGGUCCUGGCUGGACUGUGAUCGCCCGUCGAACCAACAAGGAGCUGAAUUUCUUCCGCGACUGGGAUGGGUACAAGAGAGGAUUUGGUGACAUCACAGGCGACUUCUUCAUAGGAUUGGAUAAGCUGCACGCCAUUACAAAGUCACAGAACCAAGAGCUAUACGUACACCUGGAGGACUUCGAGGGGAACACGAGAUAUGCCAAAUACGAUGAGUUCCAUAUCGAAAGUGAAAAUCAAUUAUAUCGAAUGUCAAAGUUGGGCGCCUUCACUGGAGAUGCGGGUGAUUCAAUGAUUGAGAACAAAAAUCAAAAAUUUUCCACCUACGACAGGGACAACGAUAAUGAUAAGGUUAACUGUGCAGUUGAACGCAUGGGAGCCUGGUGGUACAACUGGUAUACCUGGCGUACCUGUACCCUUUUCGGCAUUUAUGUGAAUGGUACCGUAUCCAGCAUGAACAACAAGGGAAUAAGUUGGGUUUCUUGGGGCGGAUCUGGCUAUUCCUAUAAAUCAAUUCAAAUGAUGGUUCGUCCAAAGUGCUCUUGCCCUAUUAAGAAAUAA